Molecule: messenger RNA, 2109 nt
Organism: Mucor mucedo
Lineage: Eukaryota; Fungi; Mucoromycota; Mucoromycetes; Mucorales; Mucoraceae
Product: ferric reductase like transmembrane component-domain-containing protein
Exons: 3
Coding region: 92-1894 (600 amino acids)
Cellular component (GO): plasma membrane
Molecular function (GO): oxidoreductase activity
Source: RefSeq, a predicted model, not a curated record
UUUAAGUUUCUUUUUGUUUAUAUACAAUCAACAAAAUUUUCAAGUUAUCCUUUUUCUCUCUUUCUGAUCAUCCUAUCUCAAAUCGUUGAAAAUGGCGUACUCUAUUAGAACUACAUCGAACUUCUUUCAAUGUGGUCUGGCAUACGCCUUUUUUUGGUGGGCCUUGUUUGCUCUCUAUUGUGUUGGCUAUCAAAUUAACAAGCUUCGUGUGUACAUGACAAGACAACAAAGAAUUGAUGGUAAAGAUAAGACUUUACGACCUGUAAUGCACUCCAAGUUCCUUUCUUCAUUCAACAUGGUUAUUCGUAUUCCUUUUGUCACUGAAAUGAUUGCUGUCAAACAUAUCCUUGGUAUGACUUUCUUUACUUUCAUCAACAUUAUCUUUAUGUUCUAUGCUCCCUUCGCAAUCAAUCCCGAAGUAGGCUACAAAGUUCCCGCUAUUGGACAAUUCGAUCGUCGUGCCGCUUUUGUUGCUAUGGUCAAUUGGGGUUUUGUAUUCUUCCUUGCCCAAAGAAACUCUCUUUUGCCUAAAAUGUCCGGUUUAACUGUCGAAGAACUCCUCCCUUACCAUCGCUGGAUUGCCCGUGUUGGCUUGGCCGAGUUCAUGCCCCACUUUGUGUGGCGUAUUAUCAAGGGCUAUCAAAGAAACAACAGUUCUUUUGAAUCUCUCUUCAGAAAUACUGAGCAAACUACUGGUACUAUUUCUAUGUUCGGUUUCCUCAUAAUGUUUGUCACAUCGUUUGAGUAUGUCCGUCGUAACCACUUUGAAGUUUUCUACUACAGUCAUAUUUUUGGUGUACUUGUUGCCAUCAUUUUUGCUUGCUGGCACGAGACCACUUGUUUUGCCUUCUUCAUUCCUGCGGUUAUCUUAUGGUUCGCCGAUCGUGUUAUCCGUUCUUACCAAUCCUGGUAUAUUAAGUCAAGCUAUGUCAAGGUAGAACAAGUAUUACCCUACUCUUCUGUUCAAGAAGGUAUUGUCAGAAUCUUGUUCGAAAAUAGCGGUCUUAAUAGAUUCAAGCCUGGUCAAUAUAUGUUUGUGUCAAUCGUUAAAGACGGGGGUCGUAAAAUUUGGGAAUACGCUAACUGGCAUCCUCUUACUGUCUCUGAAACAUUCCGCGUCAGUGGCAACCAAUCAGUAACCGACUCCGCCAUUGAAGAACGUGUUGUGGGUAACACUGACCAUCAUAUUGCUAAAGAAAAGAAGGCCUCCCCCAACGGAAGUGUUUCGGAUGUCGAUUCUGUUUCUGAUGUCUCUGAACUUCGUCGCCGUGCCAAUAACUUCUCUAAAGAUGAUUCUACAACUAUUGCUUCCGUUCACAUCAAGGCAUUGGGUGGUAAAACUCGCGAUUUACUCAAGGCUGCAGAAGCUAAUGAAAAACUUACUGUCAGAUUUGAUGGUCCAUAUGGCCCUCAUCUUGAAUAUCAAGAUUAUGAAGUCAUGGCUUUGUAUGGUGCCGGUAUUGGUGUCACUCCCGCUUUAGCUAUCGUCAAGGAUUGUCUGGAACGUAGAGCAGAUGGUGUCAAGACUGUAGCAGUUGAACAUAUCUAUCUUACUUGGGCCAUCCGUGCAUCAGAUGAAAUUAAUCCUUUCAUGGACAUGUUUUCUUACUGGUCCGAAAAAGCAAAGAAUGCUAUUCAACCUAUCAAGCUUCAUGUCACUGUCUUUGUUACACGUAUGAACGAAGGCCCUGAUUACUUUGAAGGUAUGGAAGGUUUUGAAGUCGUUUACGGCACCAGACCUGACAUCGCUGCUGACAUGGAUAAGAUCAAGACCACCAACUCUCGUCAAACCGUCUGGGCUCAUGCAUGUGGUUCCUUCUUAUUCACAAGAACCGUCAUUAACGAGGCUAUUCGCCAUGACUUUGACGUACAUAACGAAACUUUCGAGUUCUAAACCCCUUAUAUAUACUUAAACUUAAUCAUUCCCCACUCUCCCCUAAUACUACAUACUUACAUUGGCAUAUAGAAACAAACUGUAAUUAAUUAUAUUGAACAUACCAUCAACACUUAUAAUAUCAUUAAAACGUAUUCACAUACAACUAUCAUAAUAUAAUCCGAAAGCUAUUUUUAUUUGAUCUGUACGUAAAGCAUCUCUAAUUAAUAUUACGG